AGACUGACAACUCCAAGAGAAUUACCUAGGAGCUUGAUUUUUUUUUUUUUUUUGUGUAUGUGUGUGUGUGUGUUAGAUUUGAACAUUGUGAUCUUUUAGUGGUCAGCGGUUACCUUUGGGUUUUGUUACUUGGUUACUGUUAUGUUAUGGUUGACUAGUUUUUUUUUUUCUUUUUUCUUUUGAGUUUGGUAAUCAAUUUAGCAAGUCCCAAAGGUUUCUCGAAGAUUAACUCUUGCAACUAAGCUGUUUAAUUGACAAAAGAAAACUCAAUUCUCUAACAAGCUUUGUAUUAUGAGUAAUUGCCUAUGAUUUAAUAUUUUCAGGGUUUAAAUAAACUUUCCAAAUUUCUCCACUUUUUUUUUUUUUUUUUUUUUUUUCUGGUUUAAUCUUUUGUGUUGGGAAAAAACAAGCAAUAACCAAAUUGCACGAUGAGGUAACAAUGGAAGAAAUACCCAAGUCAAAACUUCUCACACUAUUUGAAUCAAGAGAAGACAAUAAACACUAGCACAAAUGGAAAUGCGGACAACAAAUACACCAACAACAAAAUAGCAGAGCAGGCAAAGUAAAUCAAUUGCAAGAGACACCAAAUUUACGUGGUAAAACCUCUUCAAGGGGAAGAGGAAACAUCCACGGGUCCAAAAGCUCCACUAUAUCAAAUGAGAGAGUUACAAAGUUCUCCAAAAUGGCUACAAUAUGAAUGCCAAAUGCAGAGCAACAAUAACAACAAGAACAACCAUCAAACAAGAGAAAAUUGGAAGAAAGUCACCCAAAAACGCAGCUACUGUUCACCGACGAAAAUCUGGAGCUACGGGUCUCCAAAUCCACCUCUGUUAGUUCCCAAUCAAAGAUUAAGAUGAAAGGAACACGCUGUCCAAAAAUUAGCUCAAUCGCACAAGAAACGAAGCGGGAAUCGACAAAACAAGUUGGCUGCACAAGCUGAUUUUUAAGAAGAAAAAUCUGCACUCACUCUCUCUAUUUUUAGUUGAAAGGCUGCUCACUCUCUCUCUGUUACAUGCCUCCAAAUCAGACCUAAUAGGUCUUUUAAUGUAUGGGCUGAAAAAUAUAUGUGGGCUGGACCAAGUUGGGUAUUUAUUUUUCCACAUACGAAGGGAAAAAGUCCAAAACCCAAUAAUUCUCCUCCUCCCGACGAUGUGGAGGAGACUGCCAUCUCGGCGAUCAUGCAACACUCUUCAAACUUCCCUCUUGGCAAAGCUUUAGUCAUCAUGUCUGAACCAUUAUCAUCUGUGUGAAUCUUUUCAAGUUGAAGCAACUCAGAAUCUAACACAUCUCUAAUCUAAUAGUAUCUCACAUCAAUAUGUUUUGACCUACCAUGAAAUGUUGAGUUUUUGCCAAGAUGAAUAGCACUUUGACUGUCACAGUAAAGCACAUACCUCUCUUGAGCAAAGCCAAGUUCCUCCAUAAAUCUCUUCAUCCAAAGCAACUCUUUACAAGCUUCAACGGCAGCUAUAAGCUCAGCUUCUGUAGUAGAUAGAGCAACACAUUUUUGCAACCUAGAUUGCCAAGACACAGCUUCCCUGCAUAAGUAAUCAAGUAGUCCGAAGUAGACUUACGAGUAUCAACAUCACCGGCCAUAUCUGAAUCAGUGUAACUAUAAAGAAUAGGUUUUCCUGUCCCAAAACAUAAACUCAGACUAGAAGUGCCACAAAGAUAUCUCAUAAUCCACUUCACAGCAUUCCAAUGCUCUCUUCCCGGAUUAGAAAGAAAACGGCUGACAACACCAAUGGCAUGAGCAAUAUCAGGUCUUGUACAAAUCAUCGCAUACAUCAAAUUGCCAACGGCUGAAGCAUAAGAAAUUUUCUUCAUAUCUUCCUUCUCACCAUCACCGGAAGGACACUGCUUCGUGCUCAAUUUGAAGUGCAUAGCUAAAGGUGUUUUGACAACCUUAGCUUUAUCCAUGUUGAACCUGCGAAGUACUUUCUGAAUGUGCUUUUCUUGUGAUAACCACAACUUCUUGACCUUUCUGUCAUGAACAAGUUGCAUGCCAAGAAUCUGCCUUGCUGGUCCCAAGUCUUUCAUAGCAAAAGACUUAUUCAACUCUUGCUUCAACUUCUGAAUUCUACAAGCAUUCUGACCAACAGUAAGCAUGUCAUCAACAUACAACAAUAGAAUGAUAAAGUCAUCAUCAGAGAAUUUUUGCACAAAAAUACAAUGAUCCGAAGAAGUCUUCUUGAAGCCCUGUUGACUUAUAAAAGAACCAAACUUCCUGUACCAUUGCCUGGUAGCUUGUUUUAAACCAUACAAACUCUUCUUCAAUUUGCAAACAUAAUUCUCUUUUCCCUUGACUUCAAAACCUUCUGGCUGCUCCAUAUAAAUUUCUUCAUCUAAGUCACCAUGGAGAAAAGUAGUUUUAACUUCCAUUUGGUCAACCUCUAAAUCUAGACUUGCAGCCAAGCCCAGAGUAACCCGAAUAGAUGACAUCUUCACAACUGGAGAAAAGAUUUCAUCAAAAUCAACUCUCUUCUUUUGAUUAAAGCCCUUUACAACCAAUCUAGCCUUGUACCGUGGAACUGGGUUACUAUCUUCAUGUUUCACCCUCAAACCCACCUAUUUUUCAAAGCUUUUUUGUCUUUAGGAAGCUUUACCAGAUCAAGUGUAUGAUUAUCAUGCAAGGAUUUAAUCUCAUCUUGCAUAGCAUCAAACCACCUUUCUUUUUCUUCACUAUCCAUGACCUCAUCAAAACUUUCAGGUUCUCCCCCGUCAGUCAAGAGUACAAACUCAUUGGGAGAAUAACGAGAUGAAGGUACUUUCUCUCUAAUAGAUCUUCUGAGAGAACUCUCUGGAGUAUCAAUAGCAGCUAGUUGCUGGCCAACCACAUCAUCUUCCACUGGAGCAUCAACAAUAUCACGCUGGUCAUUCUGAACAUGAUCACUAUCUUCAUUAUCAACUUGAUCUUUAUUAUUUUGAAGAUUUUCUUCAGGUGCAAUAGUCACAGGAACUGGAUCAACAUCAACUAAGCUCUCAUUGCUCUAAGAAUCAACCUUCUCAGCUUUGUCAAAAUCUUCAAUUGUCUGGUCUUCAAAGAACACAACAUCACGGCUUCUAACAAGUUUCUUCUCAGUUGGAUCAUAGAAACGAUAGCCAAAUUCGUCUUGACCAUAACCAAUGAAGAUACACUGCCUAGUUUUAACUUCCAGCUUUGACCUCUCAUCCUUAGGAACAUGCACAAAGGCCUUACACCCGAAGACUCAGAUGAGCAUAAUGGACAUCCUUACCAAACCAAACUCUAUCAGGGACAUCACCAUCCAAAGCAACAGUAGGAGAUAAAUUAAUAACAUAAGCAGCAGUAUUAAGUGCUUCAGCCCAAAAAGAAUCUGGCAACUUAGCAUCUAAAAGCAAACAUCUAACCCUCUCAACUAGAGUUCUGUUCAUCCUCUCUGCUAAACCAUUAAACUGAGGAGUCUUUGGAGUAGUUUUUUGAUGCCGAAUACCCUGCUGUCUACAAUAAUUAUCAAAAGGACCAAUAUAUUCACCACCGUUGUCUGAGCGGAUGCAUUUUAGUUUCUUCCUUGUCUGUCUCUCAACCAAGGCCUGAAAAGCCUUGAACACAUCAAGUAUUUGAUCCUUGGACUUCAAAGGAAAUACCCAGAGUUUGCGAGAGUGAUCAUCAAUAAAAGUCACAAAGUAAAGUGCACCAACACGAGAGCUUACUUUAAAAGGACCACACAAAUCAGAAUGUACCAACUCCAGCAAAUCAUGCUUUCUUGAAGGCGAAUGACUUUGAAAGGAAACUCUUUUCUGUUUUCCGGCUAAGCAAUGAACACAUUUUUUUACUGUUUCAAAGAAAUGAACACACCUCUUUAACUUUGCUUGUUUCACUCCAGAAAAUAAAUUCUUCUUAGCCAAGUUAUCAAUCCCUUCUCGCUCAUACGACUCAGCCUUCUAUGCCAUAACUCUGAUGAAGUAUCAUUCUCCACCAAAUUUAUUGAGUCACAACAAAUGGAGCCCUGAAAUAAGUACAAGUCAGAUAUCUUGUUACCUCGAGCCACAAUCAUUGAACCUUUAAGAAGCUUUCACUGGCCACCACUAAUGGUUUGAUCAUAACCCUCAUCAUCAAGGUUUCCUACAGAAAUCAAAUUCAGACGAACAUCUGGAGCAUGCUUGACAUUGUUAAGAACCAACCUCGAACCAUUCUUACUUUUCAAGCAAACUGUGCUAAUACCAAAUACCUCAACCUCGCUAUCAUUGCCCAUUCGUAACAUUCGAAAAUUACCUGGAGUAUAAGAAGAAAAUAAUUCAUUCUUUGGCGUGACAUGAGAAGUGGCACCUGAAUCCACAAACCGGGUAGACUCACCACAAACAAGAUUGAUAUCAUUUUUACCACAAGUAACAAGAUCAUUUUCAGCAACAAUAGCAACACGAUUUUUAUUAUCGCCUUCUUUCUUUUGCUUUUUCUGGUCUCUCUUAAACUUGUAGCAAUGUUUCUUGAUGUGCCCUUUCAAGUCACAUGUAAGAUUCUUGUACCUGGAGUAUCUUGACUUGCUUCUACUUUUACCUCUGUCAUUUUGACCUCUGAAACUGCCUCUCCCUUUGUCUUCGGUAAUCAAAACAUCGGAGUGUAACCCUUUGUCUUCGGUAAUCAAAACAUCGGAGUGUAAAGAUGAAGAAGACGAAGCUUGAGAUCUUCUUCUCAUCUCUUCAUUCAAAACACCACUCUUAGCAUAUUCCAUAGUUACACCAUCACUGGGAGCAAAAUUAGUCAAAGAAACUCUAAGGGUUUCCUAAGAGUGGCAAAGUAUUAAGAAGCCAAAUUCCUUGUAUUUCUUCAUUAAACUUGACACCCAUUCCAGAUAACUGAUUAAGGACACCCUGAAAAUCAUUUAUAUGAUCAGAAAUAGGAAUGCCCUUUUUGUAUCUAAUAUUCAUCAAUUAUUUCAGUAGGAACAACCUAUUAUUGCCAGUCUUGGAAGCAUAAAGUGUCUCGAGCUUUUCCCACAAGCUUUUAGCAUUUGUCUCAUUCACAAUAUGAUUUCGAGCAUUAUCUUCAACCCAUUGCCUAAUAUAGCCACAAAUCUGUAAGUGCUCAAAUUCUCAAUCCUCAUCUUCAAUAGACUCGGGUUUCUUAGAAGCGAACACAGGUAAAUGCAAUUUCUUGACAAAUAGAAGAUCUUUCAUCUUGCUUUUCCAAAUAUGAUAAUUAUGCCAUUUAAACAAACCAUCUUGCUCAUAUUUGCCUCCAUUUAAACAAACCACAUUGGUAGCUGGAAAGAAAAAAAAGCUACUUAUAAGAAGUUGGAUACUCUUAAUGAUGUGAGGCCUUUUGGGGAAAAUCGUGCGGACUAGGCCCAAAGCGGACAAUAUCACAUCAUGUUAAGAGUAUCUUUGGGCCGUUUUAGCCCAACAACUAGUACCAGAGCCCAUGAUUUGGCGGGAUGAGUACGAAGAUGGCAGAGUGUGGCGUGGGGCCCGGCUUAGUGCCUUUGCUCGUCUAUGGACCGGUUUACAAUCUUUACCCGUAGUUUUGAAGACGCAUACACAACCUUUGGGAUUUAGUGACCGUAAAUACUCUGACAGUGUGAGUGGCACACAGACAUGUUGAAUCGCUGAUCCGUGGUAUGAUAUGAGCCACGUAGAACUUAGUUCGAGGGGGAGAUUGUUGGAUGUGCGAACAAAGUACCACAUUGGUAGCUGGAAAGAAAAAAAAGCUACUUAUAAGAAGUUGGAUACUCUUAAUGAUGUGAGGUCUUUUGGGGAAAACCGUGCAGGCUUGGCCCAAAGCGGACAAUAUCACAUCAUGUUAAGAGUAUCUUUGGACUGUUUUAGCCCAACAUUUUGUUGUGAGGUGCCAAAGGCGUGUUUUUUUAUGAGGUACAGCGUUGCCUACUAGCAAUAUCACACCAAAUUUUGGGACGAAAUGGGAAAUAAUAGGAAGUCUUCACUAUGGCAAAAGUUGGUCUGUUUUCCACGGAUGAUCUUUCGCUGGGGAGUUGUCCAGCAGAACCUGGACUGAAAUUGCCUAUAAUUGAGUACGCCAUUUCUGAAUUAUUCACGUGGAUACCCGCAUAUACAACCGAUUGACCCAAUGGGAGCUGGGGAAGAGAGCACUCCUGCAAAGUCUUCAAAGCCGGCUUCAACUCAGGAGACACCAACUGCACCUACAUAUUCUGAUUGGUCAAGCUCCAUGCAGGCUUAUUAUAGUGCUGGAGCUACUCCUCCCUUCUUUGCUUCACCUGUUGCGUCUCCUGCUCCCCACCCAUACUUGUGGGGAGGUCAGCACCCUCUUAUGCCUCCUUAUGGGACUCCAGUCCCAUAUCCAGCUUUAUAUCCUCCUGCCGGAGUUUAUGCUCAUCCUAAUAUGGCCACGCAGACUCCAAAUACUGCGCAGGCAAAUCCUGAAUCAGAUGGUAAGGGGCCAGAAGUAAAGGAUCGGAAUUCUAGCAAAAAGUUAAAGGCCAGUUCUGGUGGCAAGGCAGGCGACAGUGGGAAAGUUACUUCGGGUUCUGGAAAUGAUGGUGCCACACAAAGUGAUGAAAGCAGAAGUGAAGGUACAUCGGAUACAAAUGAUGAAAAUGAUAACCAUGAAUUUGCUGCAAACAAGAAGGGAAGCUUUGAUCAGAUGCUUGCAGAUGUCUGGCAAUUAUCAGGAGCCAAUGCACAGAAUAAUCCUGCAACAGCGAAUUACCCGACUUCCAUACAUGGAAAUCCUGUCACUGUGCCUGUAACUAACCUAAAUGUUGGAAUGGAUGUGUGGAAUGCAUCAUCUGGAGCGAUCAAAGUACAGCCAAAUGCGACCGGUCAAGUUAUAGGUCAUGAAGGAAGGAUGAAUGAUCAGUGGAUUCAGGACGAGCGUGAACUUAAAAGGCAAAAGAGAAAGCAAUCUAAUAGAGAGUCAGCUAGGAGGUCAAGGCUACGCAAGCAGGCAGAGUGUGAAGAGCUACAACGUAGAGUAGAAGCUUUGAGCAAUGAGAAUCAUUCACUCAAAGAUGAGCUCCAACGGCUCUCUGAGGAAUGUGAGAAGCUUACCUCAGAGAAUAAUUCGAUAAAGGAAGAGUUAACGCGAUGGUGCGGACCAGAUGCUGUGUCUAAGCUAGAGAGCAAUGGUAAUGCUGCACGCGUUCAAUCUAAUGUUGAGGAAGCUAGUUAAGGAAAAACUGGAAAAGCCAGGACUGAGUAGGUGAUUUUAGUUACAAGUGCUCACAAAUAUUUCAGGAGCCUAAAGAAUUCAUUACUUCUAGGUGCAGCAGAAUGAGAAAUGUUUGUUGUCCUACUAACCUAUACCCUUUAACCCCUUUCUGAGUGUGACUGUAACAUCUGACAUCUGAGUCUGUAAACUUGUUUUAAAAUUAACUAAAAUAACUGGAAUAUUGUAAACUCAGAAGUCUUCAAGUGACCUUGGAAUUUUACCUUCAUGUUAUCCUA
Molecule: messenger RNA, 7377 nt
Organism: Lycium barbarum (goji berry)
Lineage: Eukaryota; Viridiplantae; Streptophyta; Magnoliopsida; Solanales; Solanaceae
Product: G-box-binding factor 1-like
Exons: 13
Coding region: 6041-7102 (353 amino acids)
Biological process (GO): regulation of DNA-templated transcription
Cellular component (GO): nucleus
Molecular function (GO): DNA-binding transcription factor activity; sequence-specific DNA binding
Source: RefSeq, a predicted model, not a curated record